UGUAAUGAUUGCACUUGGAGAAUUAAAUCAAUCUCGUUAAGUAGACUACAAACAUUGAGAAGUGAAGACAUACAACAUCCCAUUAUCUCAAAAGGCAUGCAAUGCAAUCUAUUUUAUUUCGUUUGGAGAAAGGUAUUUACAAUAUUCGAGAGUGUAUAGGAUUGCAUUGGAUCAAACGGACUGAUUCACUGGAUUAAUCAGUGCAAAACACUGUAUGAGUAUUUUAGAAACUUGGAUUAAGAUAUUUUGAUCGAUCAAGUCCUUGGAUCGAUCAACCAUCUCUCUUAUGAAAGUGAGAUAGUGCUACAGUGUUUGAUACAUUUAAAAUAACACUGUGUGCAUCAAGGGAUACUGUUGAGUUGAGUGGACACUCAUUCAGGGUACGCGAUCAGGAUGUUCAAGCGACCAGACAUUCAUGAAGCAUCAUUUUUCGGGGACCUCCGGGAAUUACAAAUGGCGUUAGACGAUGGCCAGUCACCCACCGUCGCUAACUAUACCGGUCGCACGGCACUACACACUGCUGCAGCGAACGGGAGACUAGACGUGUUACAAGUAUUUAAGGAAAGAGGAUGCCCCUUGGAUAACAAAGACAAAAGUGGAUGUACACCUCUACACCUUGCUUCACGUCUAGGUCAUCUUGAUACAGUCAAGUGGUUGAUUGAUUGCGGUGCUGACGUCAAAGCCAGAACGCCAAAGGGGAGAACAGCGUUGUCGAUUGCACAGGCUAAUCACAGUCAAUCAAAUGCAACGCUUAUUGUAUACCUUCAGAAUUGCAAUCGACAAAAGAUGUCAUGGGAAUUGUGACUUCAAAUGCUGUUUUCAUUGACGAUACUAUAGAUGGCAGGUCGGCAUGUCCCAUCUUGGAUAUUUCUCAUUUCAUUAUUCACAUUGCAAUAAGCUCGGAAGAAGAAAAGAAUCAAACUGAAACUAGAUUCUAAUUAAUGGAAGUGCCAAGACA
Messenger RNA from Owenia fusiformis, 958 nucleotides. The record is from the annotation of a GenBank genome assembly. Lineage: Eukaryota; Metazoa; Annelida; Polychaeta; Sabellida; Oweniidae.